AUGGAGUUGAACAAAGUUGUAACUACCCCACCUCCUGUUUACCCUGUUUUAGCCAGUCAAACACCCAUUUCUUAUACAACAACCGCUACAACUCAUCAUGUACCGGUUGCAAAAAAAAAGCAUAAAUCAAGUAGUAUUCCACUUUUAUUAGUGGGCCUACUGAUUUUGAUUACGAUUGGACUGUCAGCAGCCAUACUGGCCAUCGUUCUUAAGAAAACGAAUGACAACAUUAAUGCUAGCAACGGUACCAAUAUCAUCACUGUAUCGUCUAGUUCAAAAACAUUAGUUGAUGCAAUAAGAACAGAUGAGAUAAUGGCUCAUUUAAGACAAUUACAAGAUAUUGCUAAUAAAGCAAACGGAACUCGUGCGAUUGGUACAAUUGGAUUUAAUAACACUAUUGAUUAUAUUCAUAACUAUUUAACACAAAAUACCAAUUUAUUAAUACAACGAGAUUAUUUUCCCGUAUCCAGUUUUACACUUAAUCGUGAUCCAAUAUUAAUUGCAGUUGUAAAUGGUAUUCAACAAAAUUAUACAUAUAGAGCAAACUUUACAUUUAUGCAAUAUUCAGCUAGUGCCAGUUUUUCAUCACCUGUACGUGUCACUAACAUUCCUAAUCUCGGUUGUUCUGCUGACGAUUGGAACAACGCAAGUCCUCAUCCGGCUCGAGAUAGUGUAGCACUAGUCAAACGAGGUGAUUGCGCUUUUGUUGAUAAGAGUGAUUUAGCCGCUCAGUAUGGUGUAGCUGCUCUGCUGCUAUACAAUGAUGGUGCAAGCCCUGAUCGACUCCAGCCUGUUGCAGCCAGUGUGUCACAGGGAACCACAUUUCCCGCUCUAUUUCUCUCCUUCGGUGUUGGUACAAAUCUGAGUUUGUCUGCAGAUGAUAACUCGUCCAAUGUAGGCGUUCUGAUUAAUAUUGCAGUUAAAGAUGAACCACCACAGUCAAUUGCGAAUGUAUGUGCUGAUACACCGACAGGAGAUAAAACAAAAACCAUUGUCGUUGGUAGUCAUAGUGACAGUGUGCCAGCUGGUAGUGGAAUUAACGAUAAUGGUAGUGGUACUUCAGCUAAUUUAGCUUUAGCUACCAAUGUUGCAAGACUUCUUCAAACUGCUGACUAUAAAAGAUAUCAAUAUCGCAUUCGGUUUUGUUGGUGGGGUGCCGAGGAAGUUGGAUUACUAGGUUCGACAGAUCAUGUGAAUAAAGCUAAGAAUAAGACUGAAGUAGGUGAACGUAUCGAAGAUUAUCUUGUUAAUCUGAACUUUGACAUGUUAGGUUCACCAAAUUUCAUAUUUGGUGUCUACGAUGCGGAUACCGCGAACAGAAAUACUACGCCUGCACAUGCCAUUCCUGGUAGUCAAAAGUUGACUGAUCUAUUUAGUGAGUAUUUCAAAAAGAAUUCACUCCCAUGGACCAAAACUGAUUUUAGUGGCCGGAGUGAUUAUGGACCAUUUUUGGCUGCUGGUAUAACAGCCGGAGGUUUGUUCAGCGGCGGAGAUGAUAUCAAAUCUCAGAAAGAACGCGAUUAUUAUGAUCAAAUGUUAGGCCAAGGCCAAGGCGGAAUAGUGGAAGCGAUACAUGAUCCGUGUUAUCAUAAACAAUGUGAUACUAUACAGAAUAUCAAUCCAUUUGCUUAUACAAAAAUGGUCCAUGCAGCUGCGUAUGUUUUAGAAUUUCUCGGUCACCACGAUGAUUUACAAACAUGGUUAUAUCCUCCAAGAGAAAUUGAACUAUUAGAAAAAUCAUUAUUGUAUAACUCAAAUAAAAGCAAAUAUUCAGCAUUAAGUGAAUUUUAUAAGAAGCACGAUUUAUGA
Didymodactylos carnosus is the source of this 1809-nucleotide messenger RNA. Lineage: Eukaryota; Metazoa; Rotifera; Eurotatoria; Philodinida; Philodinidae. The record is from the annotation of a GenBank genome assembly.